Molecule: messenger RNA, 949 nt
Organism: Lycium ferocissimum
Lineage: Eukaryota; Viridiplantae; Streptophyta; Magnoliopsida; Solanales; Solanaceae
Product: chaperone protein dnaJ 20, chloroplastic-like
Exons: 2
Coding region: 71-694 (207 amino acids)
Cellular component (GO): chloroplast
Source: RefSeq, a predicted model, not a curated record
AAACACACUGAAAAAAAAAAAAAAAAGAAUUACAAAAAUAGCCAAAAUCUUCAAAUUUCCAUAGAAAGAAAUGUGCUGCAAUUCCCAUGGCUUAAUCCCUAGAAGCAACCUUAGCUUCCUCUAUUUCCCUACAAACCCACCCAAUAUUUCCCCAAAACCCCUUAUAUUUUCCCCCAAUCACCCUUCGAAUCAUCAAGUUUUGAGAAGUAAAGUUAAAUUCUGUUCCUUCAAACCCAAAUCAAACCUAAACGACGUUGUUUCAUAUACCGACCCGAAUAAUAAUAAUAAUACCACCUUUUACGACCUUUUAGGUAUACCGGAAACUGGUUCAUUAUUAGAAAUAAAACAAGCGUACAAGCAAUUAGCGAGAAAGUACCACCCAGAUGUAUCACCACCGGAUCGGGUCGAAGAAUAUACCCGGAGGUUUAUUCGGGUGCAAGAAGCUUAUGAAACUUUAUCGGAUCCAAGAAUGAGAGCUAUGUAUGAUAGAGAUAUGGCUAAAGGAAUUCACUUUGCUUUUUCUGCACGUAAACGUUAUCAAAAUGAUGAGUCUAUGGAGGAGAAAGGUGAGUGGAAAAAUCGUUGGCAGUCUCAGCUAUCGGAGCUCAAGAGAAGAAGCAUGCACAAGGACUCUGGUAACGGUAUGUCUUGGGGAGCACGGAUGCGCAGGCAAAGGGACGAAGCAUCAUCUUAAUCGAUAAUAAUUAAUACGUUUUUUAUAUUAUUUUGUAUAUAUGGGAUUCUUCCCCCUCCUCUUUUAUUCUGCUUUUCUUUUAGUAGUUCUCCGCUAGUGCUAACCAUAUAUGAAUCCUAUAGGCAGUGCAUAUUGUACACAGAGUAAUGUUAAGUAAGAAUCUCAUUUCCAGUAAUAUACUCGUGCUUCUGGCACCAGUUACUUUCAGGAAAAAACGGUGUUUUUUAAAUCAUAUUAAGCAGGUUUGGCGGCUUU